Molecule: messenger RNA, 756 nt
Organism: Panicum virgatum (switchgrass)
Lineage: Eukaryota; Viridiplantae; Streptophyta; Magnoliopsida; Poales; Poaceae
Product: upstream activation factor subunit UAF30-like
Exons: 2
Coding region: 311-610 (99 amino acids)
Cellular component (GO): nucleus
Source: RefSeq, a predicted model, not a curated record
CUACCGCCGCCCCAGCUUCCCGACCCCGAGCCCGAGGGCUCCGCCGACCGCCGGCCGCCGCCACCCACGCUGCCGCCGUGCCGCGCCUCCCGCCGGCCGCCGCCCCCAGCGCUGCCGCGCAUCCCACCGCCUGCUGCCCGCGGGCCGUGGCCUCUGCUGCGGUGCUGCCUGCUGUGCGCGCGCCUCCCGCCGGCGCCGUGCGCGGGCACGUCGCAAGCGGCCGCGGCAAGCCCGGCGGCCUUCGCGCCUCCAGCCUGGAGCUCACUCUCCCCGAAUCCAGAUUCCCCUCUUCAGAUUGAAAGGGCAGAAGAUGGUUCUGCGGCGGGCGGUGGCGGAGUGCCCCAAGAAGGUUGCGGGGCUGGUGGACCUGGUGAACCUGCCGACUGCGCUGCGGGAGUUCGCCGGGGGCCGGUCCCAGAUGUCCCACCUCUCCUUCUUCCUCCGUGUCUGGUCCCACAUCAAGGAACACAACCUACAGGACCCGACGAAUAAGAACAUUGUGAACUGUGAUGAGAAGCUGAAGACUGUAUUAUUGGGCAGGUCCCAAGUGCAGCUCCUUGAACUCCCAAUGAUUGUUAAGCUUCAUUUCCCAAAAGUUCCAAAGUCGUGAUAACAUUAAUUUAGAGGUAUUGUAUAUUGAAACUUUGUGGAACCUGGAUGAUUUAUGUUUGGCAGGGAUAAACAGAAUCAUGUAAGUGUUGCUUUGCUGAAAUUGAUAGGCUAAUACUGCACCUGCUAGAUUGAGUUUUGUGAUUA